This is a messenger RNA of Panicum virgatum (switchgrass), 1248 nucleotides long. Its product is annotated as 2-oxoglutarate-Fe(II) type oxidoreductase hxnY-like. The coding region runs from base 90 to 1040 and encodes 316 amino acids. Lineage: Eukaryota; Viridiplantae; Streptophyta; Magnoliopsida; Poales; Poaceae. The record is from RefSeq and is a predicted model, not a curated record. The transcript has 11 exons.
AGCACAUAGGGGAGCUAGUGCUGCCUCCUCUCCCUCGUCCCCGAUCGAUCGAGCUAGGCCACGCAAGCUAAGCAGGUCGUCGUCAAUCAAUGGCCGCCGGCCGCCGCCUGGACCUCCCCGUGGUGGACCUCGCGUCCCCCGACCCUCGCACCGCGGCCAAGUCCAUUCGCCAGGCGUGCAUGGAGUACGGCUUCUUCUACGUGGUCAACCACGGGAUCGAGCGCGCCCUGCUGGAGCAGGUGUUCGCCAACAGCCGGAAGUUCUUCAAGCAGACCAUGGGGGAGAAGAUGGCGCUGCGGAAGAACAGCAGCUACAGGGGCUACACCUGGCCCUACUCCGAGAAGGUCGAUGACUCCCCCGAAGGAGAUUCCAAGGAGACAUUUUAUAUUGGCCCAAUAAUGGAUGAUGAAAAAUUGGAGAAUGACAUUAAUCAGUGGCCUUCUAAAGAACUCUUCCCUUCCUGGAAAAAGACAAUGCAAUCAUACCAUGCAGAUGCAUUGGCUACAGGCAAAAGAAUAUUGUCCCUAAUUGCUUUGAGUUUGGACCUUGAUGCUGAAUUCUUUCACAAGAAUGGCGCAUUUGAACCCCCUUCAGCAUUUAUUCGAUUAUUACACUAUGCAGGUGACGUAAAUUGUCCAGACAACAAAGAAAUUAUUGGUGCAGCAGCGCACACAGAUUAUGGAAUGCUAACCCUUUUAGCAACAGAUGGAACACCUGGCUUGCAGAUAUGCAGAGAAAAAGAUAGACAUCCUCAGAUCUGGGAAGAUAUUCACCAUAUUGACGGGUCCCUUAUUGUUAAUAUUGGCGAUUUGUUAGAAAGGUGGACUAAUUGUGUUUUCAGAUCUACAUUACAUCGUGUUGUCCCUGUCGGUAAAGAGAGAUACUCUGUUGCUUUCUUCAUUGAUCCAAGCCCGAAUCUAGUGGUGAAAUGCAUGGAAAGCUGUUGCAGUGAGGCAUAUCCAUCAAGGUUUGCACCUAUCAAGAGUGGUGACUACAUUGAAGAGAAAUUAAGCUCGGUAUACAAAUUGGCAACCAGUUAAUCAAGCGAUCAAGUACUGCACGUAAAACAGUGCCCUGUUAUGUGGCCAAAACAUUUCUUAUUGAUGGUAUGGUCACAGUAUCAUGUCUGAUGGACUAUUCCUGGUGUACUUUCUAUGUUUUCUGUUACAAGGAAUGAGUGCAAAAAAAACUUGCCCAAUAAAUUGAAAGGCGUGUAUGUUUACCUCAUUUACAGAGGCUACCAACUUU